Molecule: messenger RNA, 2297 nt
Organism: Mytilus californianus (California mussel)
Lineage: Eukaryota; Metazoa; Mollusca; Bivalvia; Mytilida; Mytilidae
Product: tRNA (guanine(37)-N1)-methyltransferase-like
Exons: 4
Coding region: 95-1660 (521 amino acids)
Biological process (GO): mitochondrial tRNA methylation; tRNA N1-guanine methylation
Cellular component (GO): mitochondrial matrix; cytoplasm
Source: RefSeq, a predicted model, not a curated record
AACUUCCUGUUGAUAAAUUUUCUGCACGUUUCUCUAAGAAGAAAUGACAAAACGUCCUUAUCUUUGAAAAUUUAAUUGCUAAAUAAUUUCAUUCAUGUUCAUUAAACAGAUUUUUCACCGAUUUAUACCAAGAUUGUCAUCUAUAGACUCCAAAAGACUUGUAGUUGUAAGAACUGAAACAAAUGGACAGAAAUUCCUCCAAGUUGCGAAUUACCGGUUUUUUGAUAGAGUACUUCUGAUUAAUUUACAGAAGUUUACAAAUAAGGCCAUUUCAUCAAAUUUCUUUGAUAUUUUCAACAAAUUGAAAUUAAAAAUGGAUAACAUUGACUCAGAGUCUGAGAUGUUAGAACUGUGUCCCCCAAAACAGGUUUUAGGAAUGAAAGUUUUGGACAAAUCUGCCUUCAAAAGGACUUGUAAAAUUCCAGGAGUUAAAGUACCAUUUCAAGCAAUAAAACAUAUGAGUAAAUGUAUGAAGUUAUCAAUGCUGAGGAUGCCAAAACUGAAACCAAUAGCAGAUCUUGAAAACUUUGAUCCUGAUUAUAAAUCACACAAGCUAUUUCUUCUCAAUCCAUUGAAAUACAAGUCACUAAAUGAUUUUAGCAAUGAAGAAAGACAAAUGUUCAAAAAAGCUGAUGUAGACUUGGAAAGCUUUCAGCAGUAUGAUAUAGAGUUGUGCUAUGAGAAUUGGACAGCUUCAGAAAUAAUUCCAGCUAUUGUAAAAACCAAUGUCUCUGGAUUUUCCAUUAUAGGACAUAUAGCCCAUCUUAAUUUAAAAGAAGAAGUCCUCCAAUAUAAACAUAUUAUAGGCCAGGUCUUAAUGGAUAAAAACCCUUCAGUGAAAACAGUAGUAAACAAAACUGGUCAAAUAGACAAUACUUUCCGUAAUUUUAAAAUGGAGUUAAUAGCAGGAGAAGAUAAUAUGAUAGCUCAAGCAAAAGAACAUGGAUUUACAUUUGAGUUUGACUUUUCAAAAGUAUAUUGGAAUCCCAGAUUGAGUUCCGAGCAUCAAAGGGUUGUUAAUGAAAUAAAAGAAGAAGAUGUUGUAUAUGAUGUUUUUGCUGGUGUAGGACCAUUUGCUAUACCUGCUGCUAAAUCAAGGAAAGCUAUUGUUUUUGCCAAUGACUUGAAUCCUAGUUCUAAUGAAAGUCUCUGUAAGAACAUCAAACUAAACAAAAUUAAGACAGAGAUACACUGCAGUAAUUUAGAUGGAAGAGAAUUCAUCAAGACAAUAGUCAAACCUGAUAUUUUAAAAAGAUGGGAAAAUUAUAUGGAAACAGGAAAUAAGACAAAUUUGAAAGUUGUUAUGAAUUUGCCAGCUCUUGGUAUUGAGUUUACUGAUACAUUUCAGUCAUUAUUUGCUGAUAUUGAUGAUAAUAUAAAACCUACAUCAUCAGAUUUACUUCCUUAUAUGUAUGUGUAUUGUUUUACAAAGAGUGAGACUCCUGAAGCUGAUGUGAAACAGAGAUUAGAGAGUACAAUAGGAUCACAAUUACCAGAUAACUUUACCAUUCAUAAUGUUAGAAAUGUAGCCCCUAAUAAAGAAAUGAUGUGCGUGUCUUUCCAUAUGCCAGCUGAGGUUCUAUUCAGGCAAAAACCAGAGGAGGGUUGUGGACCAGAAGUGAAGAAAAGAAGGAUAGAACUUGAAGAAAAUAACAGUUGAUUUUACAUUUGUUUAUUAAUUGUCACUUUUUGUAUCUUCACCGAAACUGCUUGGUCAAAUUUAACCAAACUUGACAGGAAUGAUGUAGGGCAGGUUUUUAACAAAUGAUCCUUAUUUGGUUCUGAUUGGAAGAAAAACAUGGCUACCAGAGAAAAAAAAAUUGAUUCUGAUUGGCCAAUUGUCAAAAAUCUUCACUGAGAUGACAAGUCAGAAAAUGAUGAAAUUUCAGGGGAAUGAUAAAAACAAAGCCAUUUUAAGCUAAAUUUCUCAGACAUUUAUACCUUGAGUAAUUAAGGGGUAAAUUUGCACGGAGCCUCUAAUUUGGUUAAAUUCCUAUACUUCCUUUAAGGUAAUGUUAAUCCACAUUGAUAUCUAUAAACAAUUACAUAAGAGUUGUAGCAUAAUCUUGACUUGAAGUCACCAUCUUACCUUAAAAGGUUGUAUGUAGUGUGAUGAACUCAUUGAUUAAAUCUUAUUAGUCCCCUACAGACGAAGUCUAAGGGGAUUUUAGGUUUGCACUCUCUCUGUCCAUCCGUCAUUCCGGCAAAUCAGUUUUCCACACUUUUUUUCUUCGUGCUUGUAGGUAUUUAUUUGAUAUUUAGUGUAUUGUUUUAUCAUGAUAAGUUACAGAUCAAGU